Molecule: messenger RNA, 708 nt
Organism: Trypanosoma rangeli
Lineage: Eukaryota; Euglenozoa; Kinetoplastea; Trypanosomatida; Trypanosomatidae
Product: putative spermatogenesis-associated protein 17-like
Exons: 1
Coding region: 1-708 (235 amino acids)
Source: RefSeq, a predicted model, not a curated record
AUGGACAACUUCUAUGCCAGGAAACUGUACAUUGAGGAAACGGUGAAAGCAUCGUUACAGGUGCAGGAAAUGGCCACGCAACUGUUCCACGAGCAAGUUGAGCGGGACACGGAAACACGGCGAUUACAGCAGGAGAAGAGCUACAAGGAAGCGACGGAGAAAUUACGCCAUCUGGUCUCAACGGUUUCUGUCAGUGGCAUAUAUAGGCGCCCUAUGGUUCCCUGUUUGACCAUGUCUGUUUAUGGAACAUGUGUUGAAGAUGACAUUCGGCGGAAUGGCGAGGCUGCGUUGCAUCUGGAACACAUAAGAAAGAUGCGAGGGACUUUAACAACAGGUCGGAGAGAGAGACAGAAAACUGGAGUGGCGUCUGCAACUACCGAGGAAAGUGGUUUCCCGACGAACAAGCAAGUGCAAGGGGGAGUUGGUGCAAAGGGGCAAGGUAAUGUUUCAACACUUCCUGUGUUGCGUGGUGCGUGGAACCGCAGCUGCAUUGAUGGGCAGAGUUUGCCUCGCAUCUCAGUCCCCUUUGCUGGAAAUGGGAGGAAGAAUCUCGGCGUUAUUAAGUGUCAUUCAUGUAUAGAUGGUUUUGAACCUAUGUACGAUACAGAAACGGCUGCUCUGUUGCGUUCUAUAGACGCCAAGGAGAUACAAGCACUUCAUGGUAGCAAACCGUUUGUCGUUCACGCCCCCAGGCGUGUCCCGCUGUAA